Penicillium brevicompactum is the source of this 6135-nucleotide messenger RNA. RefSeq names its product ankyrin repeat domain-containing protein. NCBI's taxonomy places the organism in Eukaryota, Fungi, Ascomycota, Eurotiomycetes, Eurotiales, Aspergillaceae. The record is from RefSeq and is a predicted model, not a curated record. Bases 1 to 6135 code for a protein of 2044 amino acids. Gene Ontology annotation, molecular function: protein binding. The transcript has a single exon.
AUGCCGACGUCAGACUCGGAGAGGUCUGACACUGUGAUGGUUGGUCGUGACGAUGUUCACGACUACAAUGAAAACAACAUACUUCCGCUUCCCGCAAGCGACCUCAAGGCGAUCAGAGAAUGGCUACAGCCCACACCAUAUGAUGCCGAGAGGUCUGAGUUCUCAAGACACCUCGAAUCCUACCUAGCAGGUACCGGGAAGUGGCUAAUAUCCACAAACACAUAUCAAGAAUGGCAUUCGGGUGACACAAAUGGUCUUCUCUGGAUCAAAGGCAUACCAGGAUCCGGUAAAUCCGUCAUGGCUGCUUCAAUUAUCCAGCAGCUGCGUAAAGAGCAUGUUCCGGUGCUUCAUUUCUUCUUUCGACAAAUUAUUGACGCGAAUCACCAACCAGUGGCAGUCUUGCGAGACUGGCUAUGCCAACUUCUCCCCUUCAGCCCAGCUUUACAAGUCAGGUUGAAGGACGUCUAUCUUGAUAAGAGCCGCUCGAUUGAUAGUGUUUCUGUGAACGACAUGUGGAAAGACAUCCGAUUUGCUCUCUCCACCUUUUCUAAGGCAUACUGCGUCAUAGAUGCCCUGGACGAGAUGGAUCAGGGAAACAAGGACUUUUUGCAAGCUGUUGUCGAGCUGGGCCAAUGGCGCCCUGCAAAUAUCAAGGUCCUCAUUUCGUCUCGCCCGGUUGUCGCCGUGGAAUCCCCCUUAAGGCCAUUCUCAGUACCAUUUAUUCGACUGGACGAACAACUCGUUGACAUCGACAUUGCUGCGUACGUGCAGCACCGACUGCAAAACUCUUCAGUCCCCGAAGAACAUUGGAGCACUAUAACAGAGGCUGUUCCCGGUCGAGCGAAUGGUCUUUUCUUAUAUGCUAGGCUUUCGUUGGAUGCGUUCACGAAGCCUGGCGCUGAUCCCCAAGAUGUGCUCAAAAGGCUGCCGAAAGAUCUCAACGUGAUGUAUGACGAACUUUUACGCGAGCAUGCAAAGCGCUCAAAUGUUCCCGACAAUCUCCAGCUUCUGAUUCUUCAGUCUAUCACACAUGCAACGCGUCCUCUUCGGCUUCUAGAGGUUGCAGAAAUGAUUAAAGCUACUCACACCCCGCUUGAAAAAAGCAGUUUGAAGGAGAUCAAGAAUCUAGUAAGGGCUGCCUGCGGUCCGCUGCUUCAGAUCCUCCACGAUGAAACCGUCUCGGUCGUCCAUCACUCUUUCACGGAAUUUUUGAAGGGAAUGACUCGUACCGCUCCCCUGAGUGUUUCAGCCUACCCCAUUCUGGAGGCUGGACCGACCAACCAUCGUCUAGCCAUCGCAUGCUUGGACUAUCUCAUGUCUGGCUGCCUGGAAAACCUCGAGGUCAAGAAACGCAACAAAUACGAUGAUUUUUACCACCCCAAAAAGGCUGCGCACAGUGAACUGCGCCUGAGUUUCCCAUUUCUUGAAUACGCAGCCACCAAUUGGUAUAUCCACACUCGCCGCGCAGAAUUGGCCGGUGUAGACCUAUCAUUGUUUUUCUCGGUUCUUGAUGAAUUUGUUGCCAAAAAGAACAGAUUUGUCGCGUGGCUGGACAUUGACUGGCCCGUAUAUGCGAUCCAGGGUCUUACUCCCCUACACGCGGCUGCGAAGAGCGGAUUGUCUCAGUACACCGCGCAUUUGAUCCAAAACAACAACGCCGACCCAAAUGCCAAGUGUAAUAAGGGGGAUACGCCUCUCUUUUGGGCUGCUUCCAGUGGAUACGCAGAAGUUGCACAAAUUCUCAUUGAUAACGGGGCUGACCCAGACGGAGAAUGCCACGAAGGACUUAAACCACUCCAUGAGGCUGCUGGUAGUAACCGGGCUGAAGUCGUCAAAGUUUUGCUUGCUGCUGGCGUUGAUCCACUUACGCCAAAGACAAGAGAAGCGCCUGGAAUGCGCUGCGGCAAUGCACCAACAUCCGUUGGUCAUACCCCACUCAUGUAUGCCUGUAGCCGUGGGCACACCAAGGCAGUUGCCGAGUUCUUGCCCUAUCUUGAUGAUCAAAGUAUCAAAAGAGCGCUGUUUUGGCUUGCGGGCUCAGGACAUGCCGCCGGUGUUGCUUACAUUCUUGAGCACGCUACGGUGGACGUGAAUGAAACCCAGAAGCAAGAAACCCUGCUUUACAAAGCCUGUCUUAAAUCAGACCUGGACACAAUCAAGGUCUUACUCGCGGCAGGGGCAGGUCCCGAUAUCCUUUGCGCUUAUCCCUUAGAAGAGUUCGGCGGCAUCGGAUCUAACAUGCAUCGUCUAUAUCAGCACCCCAAGGCUGAAGGUGAGCCCAGAGGCUUCACCGCACUGCAUGCUCUGUGUGGGAUAAGUGGUCGGCACGACCGCCCCAAGUCGCCCUUGAAUUGUGUUUCAGCUAUCAUCGACGCCGGUGCGGAUGUCCAUAUCAAAUCUAAUGAUGGCAAAACAGCCUUGCACUUUGCCUGCGCCAACAAUAUCAGUAUUGUGAAAAUGCUGCUGGAGGCAGGGGCGGACCCUUAUGUCCAAGAUGACAAGGGUGACACAAUACUCCACACCGAUGGAAAGAAAGACAAGGAGUUGCUUCCCAUACUACAAGAGUCGGGACUUGUUGAUGUCAACAAGAUCAUGAUAGAGAGUAAUGGAGGGCCUUUAUUCUCUCGACUUUGGGGCAAUCAUCCCAAGUCAGCUCUCGAAUUCCUGAAAUUCAAAUUGGAUCUCAAUGUAAUCAGGUCAAAUGGAAAUGGUCCACUGCACAUUCUCUUCAAUGGACGAUCUUCCGAUCACGAUGAUGAUGUCCUUGAUGGGUUGUUAUCCGCUGGUGCUGAUCCGAAUCUCUGCAAUGACAAGGGUGAUGCGCCAUUGCAUUUGGUUGAACGCCAAGUCGGAAUUGAAACAAUCCAAAAGCUUCUCAAAGCUGGCGCAAAUAUUGAGAUCCGAGAUGCACUGGGUCAAACGCCGCUUUUCAAAGCCGUCACAUACUCACCCGCCUGGAAGGGCAAAAUUGAUCUUUUCAAGACACUGAUUGAGCAGGGCUCCCGGCUUGAUACGCGGGACAACGCGGGACGUACCUUGCUACACCAAGUCGUUGACAACAUUGAACGUUUAGAAGAGUUGAUACUUCUCAUGAAAUUCGACCCUUCCGUCGUGGACAAUGACGGAAAUACACUUCUUCAUGAGCUUGCUUCAAGAAAACAUAAACCCGAUGGCAAUGCAAUGUACGAACGUCUGAUAGAUUUGGGUGUUGACAUUGAGCAGCCUAAUUACCGUGGAAGGACAAUUCUGCACCAACUGAGCUCUCAAUCCUCUGACCGCAUGUCCCAUGCCAACACACACUUGGACUAUGUAAUCCAACACCACAAGAGCAAGAGCCCCAAAGACCUUGACGGAGUUCAGCCCUUGCACUUUGCCGCCGCUGUCUCCGAGGACAAUGUAUUUAAGCUUCUCAAUUCCGGGGCUGAUUUAUUCGGCGUGACAAAAGAAGGCAUGACCGUUCUUCACGUGGCAUCUCGGGCCCAAAACCCCGGGGCUGUCAGUCUCAUUCUCGCCAGACUUGUUGACCUCGAUGAUAAAGCUCGGAAGGCCUUCAUUAAUCUGAAAAACUCAGAAGGAAACGCGGCACUCCAUUUUGCCUGCAUCUCUGGUCGGCCUGAAACUGUCAACCUUCUGCUGAAUGCGGGCGCUGAUCCUAAUUUGCUGGGAAAGAGUGGAUAUACGCCACUGAGAGCAUGCGCUGAUUUCGAAGCCGAACAAAAACUAUGGUCAGUAGCGAGAAUAAAAGAUAAAACCAAAGCUCUCAAAAAGGCCAGCAUUGGGCUCACUGCAAUUGAGGCACGAUCGGCGGAAGAUGGAAAUGAUGAGCACCAAUGGCGCAAGACUCCUCUUUGGGGGCAUGAUUCAGAGUCCACGCGCCUAGGUGAAAUUCUGAAUGAUUUGGUCCUUCAUGGGGCACAAGCUACAUUGAACGACUCUCUCCGCGAUGCAUUACGUGAUUCUCUUUCAAAUCAACGCGACUAUACCACCGAAUGUUUGUUCAGCCUCCAGUCUCGCUUGUUUCCGAGCAUGGACCUUGUGGGAGAGUCACACAGUGAGAGCUUUGCACUCUAUAAGAGCCGUGUAGAGAGCGAAAGACUACUGUUGACUGAGAAAACCGAGGAUAAACAGCAACCCAAGAUGGGCCAAUCACUCAGUUACCGCCGAAUCGGUCAUAUGCGCAAGCUGUUGGGGUAUCGACAAUACGGUUUGUUGGAAGAAACGGUCACCGAAAAUGACACAUCUCUGCUAUGUUCCCAGAACAUUUCCAUUUUGCAUGCUAUUGUCAGUGCUGGUCUUUCCGAUGCCCUCGCCAAGCUCGGAACUCCAGAAAUUGCUCGAAAAUUCGACGAUCAUGAAUGGUGCGACCGCGCCGAGGAGGUCAACAAGAUCAACAGUAGUAGGAUCAAGCCGCUCCUCAUAGUCGCAUGCUCUCGUGAGCUACCAAAUAUGGAAGUGGUCCAAAUUCUUGUCGAAAAGAUGGGAGUCAACAUCAACACAAAAUGCAGGAAGCUUCGCUAUGAGACUGGAAGGGUGAAUACUAUUGCCGGAAAUGGCGUCUUACAUGAUCUUGCGGAAUGUCAGACAUGGUGGGGUGUUCACCAUGCUUUACCAUACCUUAUCAAGAAGGGUGCUGAUCUGGAACUGCGCAAUGGGGAUGGCGACACACCUCUGCAUGUUGCUUGCAGCCCCAUUGAUUGGAAGGGUGUGUUCUACAAGGAAGCAGUGAAGACUCUUCUGGACAAUGGCGCAGAUGUCAACGCUAUCAACUCCAAGGGGGAGACUUGCUUAUCGAAAGCUGGUACUGAUGUUGAACUGAUCAAAAUACUCUUGUCCUAUGGUGCCAAAGUCUCCGCUGCGGCCAUAAUCUCUGCGAUUGAAAGCGGCAAUGUUGAAUUAUUGGAGCAUUUCCUCUCCCAGGGCGAUCUAGCCAAUGUGAGAAGAGAUGACUUUGAAGAUCUUCAGCGAAAGGCACAUCCGUUUGAGCGUAUCAGAAUUCCAAAGGCCGAAGUAUACCCAUUGUUCCAUGCGGCAAUGAGCUCAUCCCCCAUAUCUUUCCCGGCUCCCAAAAUCGAUCUUGCCCCAUUCCGAUCACCUAUGAUGAGCCUGCUUCUUCAACAUGGAGCAAACCCAUACGCCACAUUUGUCCAGUUUCAUCGCGUGAAUCGCGAUUCUCCUGAUAGCGAUGAGGAGUCAGAGGGCUCCAAAGCGGGCCCAGCAGUGGAAUGGAAACCCGAAACUUGCACUGUCAUACACGAAAUUUUCAUGACAAGCGAUCACGUCGAGCCGUUACUUCAGCUUCCAUCACUCCAACUUGAAUCACGAGAUGACAAAGGCAGAACUUUGAUCCUUUGCACCAAUCGAACAUCUCGAAUCCAGAGUCUCAUCGACCGCGGAGCUGACAUUACCGCACAAGACAAAUCCGGCAAAACUGUCAUUCACAACCUCGUUACACGCCAGUCAAAUUUGGAAAUCACCAGUACCAUCAAAGCUCUUCUUUUCAAAGAGCCCCUUCUUGUGCACAUUGGUGAUAAGGCAGGCGAUACCCCGCUGCACUACGUGCUGAGAGAGGCAAGAAUAGACUUUAAACAUGUUAGUCUACUUCUUGAACACGGCGCAAACCCUUUGCAGCCAGACUCAGAUGGCAAUACGGCUCUCCAUUACCUUGCUACCCGGCCAUCUUCACACAAGGACCACAUCCAUCGGUUCAUGAAGUUAGGCGUUGACAUCAACUUCCGUAACAAGGAGGGUAACACUCCACUCUUCCAGUAUGUCUCGAAAGGUAAAUUGCGAAGUGGAGGCUUGUUCGGAUACAAGCGUUCGGCCGACCCAGACGACGACACCAAAAGCCUGCGAUUCUUGAAAGACCUUGGCUCAGACUUCUUUGCACGGAAUAAUGCUGGCAUGUCGCUACUUCAUGUGGUUGCCGGCAGGAAGAUUGAGAACGCCCAUUUCUCCCGUCUCAACGAUUCAAAAGAGCCCAUAGAGAAUCUUGUGCAGUGGUUUGAGUUCCUUCGAGCCACGGGCUUGGAUCCUAUGCUUGAAGAUUCUCAGCAGCGGACUUCUUUGGACUUUGCUGCAGCUUGUGGCAAUGAGCACAUUUUGAAGUUGUUUAAGCACAAGGAUGGUCGUGAGUAA